Syngnathus typhle (broad-nosed pipefish) is the source of this 3069-nucleotide messenger RNA. RefSeq names its product procollagen-lysine, 2-oxoglutarate 5-dioxygenase 2 (gene plod2). NCBI's taxonomy places the organism in Eukaryota, Metazoa, Chordata, Actinopteri, Syngnathiformes, Syngnathidae. Gene Ontology annotation, biological process: peptidyl-lysine hydroxylation. Gene Ontology annotation, molecular function: L-ascorbic acid binding; procollagen-lysine 5-dioxygenase activity; iron ion binding. Gene Ontology annotation, cellular component: endoplasmic reticulum. Bases 332 to 2602 code for a protein of 756 amino acids. The record is from RefSeq and is a predicted model, not a curated record. The transcript has 20 exons.
CAGCUGCACUUGGACACACUUUCACGCUGGACGUCGGCGUGUUAGGCACCGCUACUAUCUUCCCUCCCUCGUCAUCCGAGCCUUACGACACGCUGUCGCUCCAUCUGGACCGCGCAACGCUGCAUCAGCAAUUAACAAACUUGGAGCUACCCCCCAACCCUCUCCCCAUCACCUCACUAUUACUGCUGUACUUCUUAAAUGUCUUAUUGUGAGAGCGUGUAGUCAAAAGAAGAAAAGGAUCCUCUGGGGUUUUGCCUCGUGCCGGGCUUGAAGGCAAUUAAGUCAGGUCAACUCUAGUCCGCCUCAUUUGGGACGACGCACUUUAACAGGGAUGGAGUGCCUCAAGUUUUGCAUUGUGUUUUCCUACUGGAUGUGGUGUGCAAAAGCGGUCAUGCCUACAGACACACCACAGGGUCUUGCGCCUAUUCCCAACGAAAAUUUGCUUGUGCUAACCGUGGCAACAGAAGAAACUGAUGGCUUUGUCCGCUUCAUGCAAUCGGCAAACUAUUUCAACUACACUGUGAAGGUGUUGGGAAUGGGAGAACAAUGGAAGGGCGGUGAUGUUGGACGCUCUAUCGGUGGAGGACAAAAGGUCAGACUACUGAAGGAGGCCAUGGGAGGUCUAGCUGACCAGGAUGACCUCGUGGUCCUCUUUGUAGAUAGCUACGAUCUUAUCUUUGCCGGGGGACCAGAGGAGAUUCUCAGGAAGUUCCAGCAAGCCAAUCACAAAGUCAUUUUUGCUGCAGAGGGAGUGAUAUGGCCAGAUAAGCGAUUGGCUGACAAGUACCCGUUGGUUCGCAGUGGCAAGCGCUACCUCAGCUCAGGAGGAAUAAUUGGCUAUGCCUCAUACAUCAACCGAAUAGUUUCGCAGUGGAACCUUCAUGACAAUGAUGAUGACCAACUCUUCUACACGAAAAUAUUUGUGGAUCCACUACAAAGAGACACUCUCAACAUGACGCUAGACCACAAGUGCCAGAUUUUCCAGAACCUGCACGGGGCAAUCGACGAAGUGCUUCUCAAAUUUGGAACCAACCGUGUGAGAGUGAGAAACACGGCGUACGAUUCUCUGCCAGUGGUUGUCCAUGGCAACGGGAACACCAAAAUCUACUUGAACUACUUGGCCAACUACGUGCCCAACACAUGGAACUAUGAACACGGCUGCAGCCACUGUGACGAUGAUGUCGUGGAUAUUUCUCAGUUGAAAGAGUACCCCAAUGUCCUCCUCGGAGUCUUCAUUGAGCACCCGACGCCAUUUCUCUCUGAGUUCUUCCAACGUUUGAUGACGUUGGAUUAUCCCAAAGAUAAACUCAAGGUCUUUGUCCACAAUCAUGAGGUUUACCACGAAAGGCACAUGCAGACGUUUUGGGAGGAACACCGGAACGUGUUCAGCAGCUUAAAGGUCGUUGGACCGGAAGAAAAUCUCAGCCAAGGGGAGGCCAGAAACAUGGCCAUGGAUCUUUGUCGCCAGGAUGCCACAUGUGACUUCUACUUCAGCAUCGACUCGGACGUGAUGCUCACCAAUGCACAGACUCUGAAGCUCCUCAUCGAGCAGAACAGGAAGAUCAUCGGUCCCCUCGUCACUCGCCACAACAAGCUGUGGUCCAACUUCUGGGGCGCGUUGAGUCUGGAUGGUUAUUACGCCCGCUCGGAAGAUUAUGUUGACAUUGUGCAGAGAAAACGAGUGGGUGUGUGGAACAUUCCUUACAUGGCGCAUAUCUACCUGGUCAAGGGUGAUGUUCUAAGAAAGGAGUUGAAAGAAAGAAACUACUUUGUUCUUGAGAAACUGGACCCCGAUAUGGCAAUGUGUAAACAUACCAGAGAUGUGACCAGUCAGAGAGAAAAAGAGUCCCCUUCUCCGGAAUCAUUCCAUAUGCUCAGGCCCCCAAAGGGAGUCUUCAUGUACUUAACAAACCGCCAGGACUUUGGAAGGCUCCUUUCCGUGGCCAAUUAUAACACUUCUCAUUAUAACAGUGACUUGUGGCAGAUAUUCGAAAACCCCCUGGACUGGAAGGAGAAGUACAUCGAUCCAAACUACAUGAAAAUUUUCACUGAAAACUAUUUGGAAGAGCCUUGUCCAGAUGUGUUUUGGUUCCCGGUCUUCACAGAAAAGGCUUGUGAUGAAAUAGUGGAGGAGAUGGAGAACCAUGGCUCGUGGUCCGGUGGCAAGCAUGAGGACAAACGGAUUGCCGGUGGCUAUGAGACAGUCCCGACAGAUGACAUCCACAUGAAGCAAAUCGGAUUUGACAAGGAGUGGCUUCACUUUAUCCGAGAGUUUAUCGCGCCUGUCACGCUAAAGGUUUUCUCCGGAUACUAUACCAAGGGCUACGCACUCAUGAACUUUGUCGUCAAAUAUACUCCAGAGAGACAAUCAUACCUCAGGCCCCACCAUGACUCCUCCACCUUCACUAUCAACAUUGCCCUCAAUAACAAAGACAAAGACUUUCAGGGUGGCGGCUGCCGUUUCCAUCGGUACAACUGUUCCGUAGACUCGCCAAGGAAAGGCUGGAGCUUCAUGCACCCAGGACGACUGACUCAUCUCCACGAAGGUCUACCCACCACCAACGGCACACGCUACAUCGCUGUGUCCUUCAUCGAUCCUUAAAAAAAACUGGCCUUCUUUUGUGCCUCUAUGUUUUUGUAGCUAUGCAUUUUUUGAAGCUAUUUGCUUUAAAAAGUUUAGUGAAUGCAUGAAGCCAAUCUCUGUCAGACAGAGUGUUGACUGGAAAUGGGAAGUGCGUAUGUGGUGAAUUGUCACAUUAAGUACACAAAAGUCAUUUUGCUAGCAGGGUACACCGAUAAUUCUUUUGGUGAUGAAAGCGAGUCAAAGUGUUUGUGGUUCAACCAUCUAUUUUCAUAUUUUGCACGGCAGGAAUAUAAAACAGAUUAACAGAACUCGACGUGAGUUUUAUCUAAACUGUUUGACUUAAGGUCUUUCACCUGGCUCUUGAACAUUCAUCUUCAUUUUCAAAACUAAAUCUGAGAAAAAAAAAUGUGUGAAUGGAUUUUACAACUCAGAAAAUUGCCUUGUUAAUUUAUUGCCAAAAUGUAAUAAAAAUCUAACAGAUUUGA